UCUGAAUCUUCGGCUCAUUCCUCCUUAAGCAGGUUCACCCAUCUAUGCCAAAAUGGCUCAACUCCUGAACAGCAUACUCACUGUGAUCGAGGUGUUCGAGAGAAAUGCUAAAGAGAAUGGGGACAGUGCCUCACUGUGCAAGGAGGAGUUAAAGCAGCUACUCUUGACUGAGUUUGGAGACAUCCUCCGGAGACCAAAUGACCCAGAGACUGUGGAAACCAUUCUGAGCCUCUUGGAUCAAGACAAAAAUGGAUGUGUUGAUUUUCGUGAAUAUCUUUUGUUGGUGUUCCAAUUGACCUAAGGCUGUUAUCAUAAGCUGGGUAAUGUGUCAUGUGGAGAAAGAACCUCCCAGCAAGAAGGGGAGCAGGUUGGAACAGUAGACCAUAAGUUUCCAGGAAAUACAGACAGACAACACAGGCAGAGGCAUGAAGGAGAAAGGCAGGACUCCCACCGCAGUCAGACUGAGAGACAAAAUAUCUGCCAGGAUCAGGCUGAGAGACAAGAUAGGAACUCCCACUAUGGUCAAGCUGACAGACAAGAUAGGAACUCCCACUAUGGUCAGGCUGACAGACAAGAUAGGGACUCCUACUAUGGUCAGUCUGAGAGGCAGGAUCAGGAUUCCCACUAUGGUCAGACUGAGACACAAGAUAGGGACUCCUGCUAUGGUCAGUCUAAGAGACAAGAUCAGGACUCCCGCUAUGGUCAGACUGAGACACAAGAUAGGGACUCUUGCUAUGGUCAAAGAUUGAGUCAUAAAUCUAGCUGUGGCCAGCCUAUAAGACAAGGAUAUAUCUUUGCCUUAAAUAAAUAUGAGAAACAAGUUCAGGAUUCUCAUUAUGGCCAGUCUGAAAGAUUUGGACAACAAUUAAGCUGUGGCCAUUCUGGAAGAGUUAGAGAAGACUCUCAUUCUACCCAGACAAACCAACAAGAAUCAGGCUCUUAUUAUGGACAGUCUGGGAGGCUGGGCCAGGAAUCAGACUGUGGUCAGAGAAAUAGGCAAGAAUUGCAUUCUCAAUAUAGGCAAACAGACAAACAAGGCCAGAGUUUCCACUAUGGUCAGACAGACAGACAAGGCCAGAGUUCAUACUAUGGUCAGACAGACAGACAAGGUCAGAGUUCCCACUACGGUCAGACAGACAGACAAGGCCUGAGCUUUCAAUAUGAUCAGACAGACAGACAAGGCCAGAGUUAUCACUAUGGUCAGACAGACAGACGAGACCUGAGCUCUCAAUACGGCCAGACAGACAGACAAGGCCAGAGUUAUCCUUAUGGUCUGACAGGAAGACAAGGCCUGGGCUCUCAAUAUGGUCAGUCAGAGACUGGGGAAACUGGACACUUCCAAGGGAGCGAAGGAACAAGCAGAGACUCAUAUGUUGAGCAAUCAGGAAGGUCAAGACGACCAAGUCAACAGACUCAAGGACAGGAAGUAAACCUAAAUCAAGAACAGAGAUUCCAGUCCAGGGAAGGGCUGCAGAACAGCCACCAGGCUUGGGAGCCUGAGGAAGAUAGCCAACACCACCAACACAAACUUGUAGUACAAAUCCAGCAAGAAAGGCCACUCUGUCACAAAGGGAGGAACUGGCAAUCAGGCAGUAGUGAGCAGGGCCACAGACAGACCCAGACCAAACAGAGUCGUGGUGAGGAGCAGCGCCACCAGACAGAGGAAGAGCAGGGCCGCCGAAGCUGUGGUAGACAUGGUUGUGAGGGUCAGGAAAGUCCACAUGAGGUGCAGGACAGGCAAACCCAUGAAGAUGAGCUGAACCGUCAGAGACGAGACAGGCAAACCCAUGAAAACGAGCAGAACCGUCAGAGACGAGACAGGCAAACCCAUGAAGAUGAGCAGAACCAUCAGAGGCCAGACAGGCAAACCCAUGAAGACGAGCUGAACCGUCAGAGGCCAGACAGGCAAACCCAUGAAGACGAGCAGAACCGUCAGAGACGAGACAGGCAAACCCAUGGAGAUGUACAGAACUGUCAGCAACAAUGGGAUAGGCAAACCCAUGAGGAGAAAGAGAGGUAUCAAGGGUCCCAGCAUCAACAAUACUAUGGGACUCAGCAAGGCUGUUCUAACAGGGAAAAAUUCCGCAUGAGUGAGAAUGACCAGAGCCAAGGUUCCCAGGGAAGACACAGUGACCUGGCCUUCCAUCUACCCCAGAGCAGUGGGAGUUCCCAAAGAAGAGAACAGGGUAGAAGUCACCCUAACAAGGCAGCCUUUGCUCCCAACCCCCUCUAUGACUAUGUACAAGAGCAGAAAGCGCAAGGGCACUAAGCUGUGUGAGCACCAGAGCUAAAGCAACACGAAGCUGAGGAAGAAUCUGCAUGUCAAGUUCAUCCUUACUUCUGUUUAAGAGAUUGAAAAUGUAUGUUUUCCUUCUCUCCUCUAUCUAUUUGCAAGGAUACUUUUGAAGACUAGCAUUCACUUUUAGGGCAUUUCAGCUCUUUAAGCAGCCAUUCUAGGGUUUUCCAGCUGGGUGAAAUCUGAGUGGUAAAUUGGGUGAAAUAAUCAGAUCCCAAUUUUGAUUAAUUUGGGGGAUUUAAAGCAUUUCAUGGUUUUCCCUCUGUGUAGGUGGGACCUGGUUGGAUCAUUGAAGGUAGAAACUUCUCCCAAAAGUUCAGAAACAGGAAAGGUAGUCUGAAGAUAUACAUUAUAGCCCAAGGAGAAGCCACCUGGGCUUUGGCGAGCUUUGGCUCCUGUGGAUAAAACAUCAGGUAUUGCAAGCCUUAUAGUCUACACUAAAAUGAAGCACAGUGAGAGGCUGCUAGGAGAACCAGAGGCCACAAGAGGACAUCUUUGAUGCUGACAACACCUCCUGCGCUCAGGCUCCUAUUCCUCACUGGAGGAACUGUUCAAUGAGCUACUAUCACUAGAGCUGACUGGACCAAUUCCAGCUCAAUGCCUUUCUAGUUUCCGGUCACAUAAAACAGAGAGAAAGCGUAUGUCAUCUGUUUGCAGUUUCCAAGGGGCCAAAACUUUAAAUACAUAGCUCCUGGGACCUGAAAACCCUUCAACAAGAAAAUCUA
Equus quagga is the source of this 3021-nucleotide messenger RNA. It is a transcript of the gene RPTN, whose product is annotated as repetin. Lineage: Eukaryota; Metazoa; Chordata; Mammalia; Perissodactyla; Equidae. The record is from RefSeq and is a predicted model, not a curated record. Gene Ontology annotation, cellular component: cornified envelope. Gene Ontology annotation, molecular function: calcium ion binding; transition metal ion binding. The transcript is spliced from 3 exons.